AUGAUCCCUUCGACGCCUGACGAGGAAAAUGUUCGGCGGCCGAGUUUCCAGGAAAAUGCCAAUUGGGCAGCUUAUGGGCUUGAUCCUAUAAUGGCUACCAUGUCCAACGUGAACCCAGACGCCGAAGCACAACCAAACACAGAGGAUGCCCCAGGUCAAGAUGUAGAAAAGUCGAUCAGUGCGUGGCUUUGCGUUCUUGGAUCCUUUUUGGCGUUGGUUCCUACAUUUGGCUUCAUGAACUCCCUCGGUACAGUCCAGUCAUAUCUCAGCAUAAAUCAACUUCACAACUACAGCGAAGGAGAGGUCGGUUGGAUCAGUGGCAUGUUUCUUUUUCUCUCUCUGAUCUUCAACGUCCAAGUCGGUCCCAUGGUAGAUGUUCAUGGCCCCAACAUCAUCGGCCCAGUAGGAGCGGUUCUAUACGUCGCCAUGUUCCUCCUCAUGGCCGAAUGUAGCGAAUACUGGCACUUCAUGCUCUGCCUAGGAGUGUUUGGUAGUAUCGGCGCUGCAAUGACAAUGGUCGUCGCGAUAGCUGUUGUGGGAAAGCUCUUUGUCCGCAAGCGUGGUCUGGCCAUGGGUAUUACACUCGCAGGAUCAUCCAUCGGAGCUGUCAUGUUCCCUCUUAUCCUACGAUCUACAUACCCCAACAUUGGAUGGCAGUGGUCUAUGCGAAUCAUGGCGUUUAUAUCAGCUGGUUUGCUCCUCCCCAGCAUGAUCUGCUUCAUCCCUUUCAACAAGCUCUACAAGAACUCUACAGCCGCGGGAGGUCAGGCAAGCCCCAAGAGUUCGACACUCAACUUCACAGCCUUCAAAUCUCCUGCGUUCUGUUUCGUCACAGGUGGAAUUUUCAUGUUUGAGUUUGUCAUCUUCAGUAUUUCGGGUCUUUUGCCGUCUAUUUCUACGCGCGUCGGCUUCACUCCCGAGAACGGCUUCACUUUACUUGCUGUUAUCGGAUCGACGUCUACGCUUGGUAGAAUCAUUCCGGGGAUUAUCGGUGACAAGUACGGGCAUUUCAAUAUUCUUCUUGCUAUGGCUGUCUUUACCAUUGUCUUCAUGGGUGCGCUGCUUGUUCCUUUUGGUACCAAGUCGGCUGCGGCUCUAUAUGCUUGGUCUGCCCUCUGGGGUUUUGGAUCUGGCUCAUUCCUUUCUAUUACACCUGUGUGUAUGGGUAAAACCUGCGAGGCCAAAGACUAUGGACGUUAUUAUGGCAUGAUGAACUUUGUCACUGCGUUCGCACUCCUCAUCGCUCUCCCCACCAGUGGUGCCAUGCUUGAGAACAUGGGACCUGAGGCUCUAGCUGGUCUAUUCACUGCUUUGACUGCCGUGGGGGGAGCUUGCAACGUCGCUGCUCGAGCUCUCCUUAUUGGGAAGUGGCUAUCUCCAAAGACUAUUAUAUGA
This is a messenger RNA of Fusarium coffeatum, 1395 nucleotides long. RefSeq lists its product as uncharacterized. Gene Ontology annotation, molecular function: transmembrane transporter activity. NCBI's taxonomy places the organism in Eukaryota, Fungi, Ascomycota, Sordariomycetes, Hypocreales, Nectriaceae. Gene Ontology annotation, biological process: transmembrane transport. Gene Ontology annotation, cellular component: fungal-type vacuole membrane. The transcript has 4 exons. The record is from RefSeq and is a predicted model, not a curated record. The coding region runs from base 1 to 1395 and encodes 464 amino acids.